GACUUCUGAACGAACCGUUUGACAACGGGCCAUUUACUUCAUCUAAAGCGGACGCGUUGCGGUGUUAUUGUUUUGUUGUGUUUACUUAGGAAUCAAGGAACGUAACAGGUGAAAUGCACUGAGUGCACAGCACAGACAAGAUCAGUAUAACCAAUGGAUACGUUGACGACUAGUAAGACCGUAACAAAAUGCUUGGCUGGUUUUCUUAGCUAACAGCUACGCGGUGCAUGGAGGUCAUUUUUUGCUAAAAUGCCAUAUAAUUAAUAAUAAUAAUAGAUCAUCUGAAUAUAUUUCUUAGGUGUAGGUCGGUUCCCUUAUGGUGUGGUGAUUCAAGCAAAGAGGGAUGGACAGAAGAAAGUGACUCGCUGCGCGGAGGCUGCGCUCUGUAGUGUGGACUUCUGUGAGCUGACGCUUAAUGGUGCGCUAAUAGUCAUUUGUUUGGAGGCGCUGCGAUCAUCAUGGUGGUUGAGAGGACGCUUCUCGCAGCAAGGCAAGGGGAUGUACAAACUCUAAAAGUACAGUUAGCUGAGAAGGUACUCAACAGCGAUGUGAAAGAUGUGCUGGGAGCGACUCCCGUACACCACGCCGCGCGAGCGGGGAAGCUCACCUGUCUGCGGUAUUUGGUUGAGGAAGCGGGGUUACCGGCGAGCAGCCUGGCGAGAAACGGCGCAAGUCCUGCGCAUGACGCCGCAGCCACGGGCAACCUGAGCUGCCUACAGUGGCUCGUGACGCACGGAGGAUGUCGAGCGGCCCAUAAGGACAGCUCAGGGGCCACUGUCCUGCACCUGGCUUCUCGCUUCAGCCAUCAUGAGAUCAUUGAUUGGCUGCUGAAGAGUGGGGAAGGGGAUCCUACUGUUGCCACGGAUACGGGGGCCUUGCCUGUUCAUUAUGCUGCAGCUAAAGGGGACUUACCCUCGCUCAGGCUGCUACUGGAACACAGCCCACAGUAA
Molecule: messenger RNA, 950 nt
Organism: Sinocyclocheilus rhinocerous
Lineage: Eukaryota; Metazoa; Chordata; Actinopteri; Cypriniformes; Cyprinidae
Product: espin-like
Exons: 2
Coding region: 459-950 (163 amino acids)
Biological process (GO): actin filament bundle assembly
Cellular component (GO): cytoplasm
Molecular function (GO): actin filament binding
Source: RefSeq, a predicted model, not a curated record